This is a messenger RNA of Venturia canescens, 1321 nucleotides long. RefSeq lists its product as uncharacterized. Bases 130 to 1035 code for a protein of 301 amino acids. The transcript has 3 exons. The record is from RefSeq and is a predicted model, not a curated record. Lineage: Eukaryota; Metazoa; Arthropoda; Insecta; Hymenoptera; Ichneumonidae.
GGUCAGAGAUGAUUUUUCUGAGCAGCGUGUGAAGGCUCCCAUUCAAUAAAGUUCCUCCACGAACGAGAGUUCGAUGUAUCGCUAAGGCGAGCAAAAAAUAUUAAAUUUUCGAAGCAUCAAAUUUUCGAGAUGAUUUACUUCGUCGCGCUGUUUUCGCUCGCGGAGAUCGCGCGGCAACCCGUGUCGUGUUCCGUGCUCGUCGACAGAGGAAACGCGGCCGCCAAAAUAGCGUACCAUCAACGAGAUGAAAAUCCCAUGUUUGACGAGUUGCCUGAAAAUUUAGUGAGAAACGAGUCUGAACGUUUUCGGAGGGAUUUGAGGACUCCGAGCACCACGGAACCCAGUAUCAGAGCGUCUUACGAAAGAGCCGUGAAUCAAACGAUCCAGGAUUAUUAUGCUCAACGAAGAGCCGUGAUGGAACGUUAUUACGCGAGACAACGAGAGAUUAUCGACAAGUUCGGGAGGAAAACGACGACGGAAUCUCCUGCGAGCGCGUCAACGGACGCGGUCCCGAGAAAGUAUCAAAUCGUCGAGCAUGGUCCAAGUGCCACGAUCGCGAAUGCGGAGACGACCGCUCCCUUUCCUGGAUCUCUCAACGAGAGCAGAAGGAACGAUUCGAUCGCCUCUUGGGUCAACGAUCUCACGAGCGCUGAUUCGAGAAGUGACGAUGGUCAAACCGAAAAUGAUUUUCAAUCGGAAUCUUCGAACAACUUAGCCAACCGGGCCGACAGAAAAGAUAUUCCUGGCUAUUACAGACUCGGUGAAUUCAAGGGUAGUGCCGAUGAGAAAAUCGUUUACCAACACAAUCUUCGUGUAGGUCUGAAAGGCUCGUCCCAGCUGGAAGCCAAUUUCGAAGCGGUUCUCGAAGGCGCGUUUGUCAUAACCGUCAUCGAAGCCUUUCCAUACGCGAAUACGAAGGCACAUUUCUCCUGGAUUUCCGGUGGGCCUGGCAGCAAUUCGGUGAAGCUUAAACUCGUCGGCUACAAGGAUCAGGGCUUCUCUUACACCGUCAAAGUUUGGGCUGUUCCAAAAUAAUCUCAAUUGUCAGGCAUCCGGAGCACGCGGUUGAAGUCACUGGCCAACGCAAUUUUGUCACGUGACAAUUUUUCUGUGAUUCUUAGGUCUUCGGACGUUGGCAUUCAUCUCGUGCUGAUUUUAUCGUUGAAACUUUUUGUCAACGUUUUUUUUUCAAUUUUAAUAACUCAUUCAGAAGACUUAUACGCAAAAAAAUGAGAAAAAUUUAAGCUGAUUAAAUUGAUAAGAAAUGAAAUUGAUCGCUCCUUGUUCGAGAUAUAUGGAAAUGGAAAAUUUUACAGUUUCA